UCCGCAAACGGUAAAAAUGUUCACGGACAAAGUAAAAAACUCUCAGUAGGUGCUGAAAUAUAUCCGUGCGCAUCCUGCAUCGACUGAGAAGCCCAAACUGCACCCGGUAUCGGCGAACUCUUCUCCCUUCGCGCAGAGCACAUGACGUCACACGAGGCGAAGAUCGUGGGGCCACGUCGCGCCUUGGUCAUGCUCGGCGCGAUCCUGUUCGUCACGGUUUGGCUUUCUGCCUCGAGACUCAACUACGCGAGAGUGCGAUUGUCCCUGCGUUCGAGCUUCGCAAACAGAAGCAGGCUCGUCGCCGACUUUCUCCUCGGCGAAGCCAAUGAGAGGCGCGCAGCAACAGGCAACGUGACGGGAGGCAAUGAAGACGGCGCACCGUACGAAAAGUACAGGAUGACCCUGGUGUUCGUGAUUUGCGGGAAUGACUACCCCUUGGGUCGCAUCGCCAUCCGGUCGGCGGUCGCCUACUCCACGACGCCGUUGCAGAUCAUCGUCAUUGCGGACAAAGAAAAUGAGGGAAAAGUUCUCAAAGAGUUCGGUACCUGGCCUGAGAACGUGAAGAGGCGCGUCCGCUUGCACGUGCGUCCGCCUUCGACCCCUGACGACAGCAGGGAGGGCAAGGCGACCGCGAUCAAGAAAUGCGCCUCGCAGGCCCUGCAGCUCCCGGAAAUGUUUCCUCAUCUGGAUGCCGCCAUAUACGUGGACGUCGCCAUGGUGUUUGUGGAAGUCGUCGAGGACAUGUGGAGACUCUUCGCCCUCCUAAACGAGCAUCAGUUUGCGUUGAUGGCACCGGAGUCGGAAAGCGCCCACAACCGGUACCGGAAACAGAAGAAGCACCCGUUCUUCUGGCCAUACGGCGUGCGGUCAGACAUGAUGAUGAUGAACCUAACACGAAUGCGCAAAUUCGGCUUCAAAUGGCGCGUCCAGAAAACGAGAUGGCAGUUCGCGAGCAUUGGUGUUCACCGGGACCAGGACCUAUUGAACAUCCUCUUCCAUGAAUAUGUUGAGACCGUGUCGUUGCUCAACUGCCGCUGGAACUACCGGCCGGAGCACUGCCGCAGGACCGCGAUCUGCGCCGUCCUCCCUCCAGCUCUGCUGCACGACCCUUCCAGGAGCAACGGGACGGCCAGCGAGCCUUCGUUCGCGGCAGUUUACAAAGCCAUGCAAACGGCCUCCAUGGUACCGGGCACGUCCGCACGCUACUACUACGCCGGCGCCUGCCUCUUCUGCGUUUCGCUCGCCGUCUUCUUGGUUUUCUACGGCGGCGACCAAACGAGAGCAGUCAAACUACCUGUGUGGUUCCCGAAAGCCACCCCCGCGAACGACACCACCACCGCUCGAAGGCACCAGCGCAAGCCGGUCACUAUCUUGUUCUGGACCACAACGUUCCACUCGCAGCCCAAGCCGCUUUCCGAUGCCGAUAGCGGGCUCGUUCCUACAACAGCUGCAGCGUCCCUUGCUUCCUCACCAGGGACAGGUCUUUGAUAAGAUCAGCGGAUGCCGUCGUGAUUCACGACAGGGACGCCGACGGAAACGACCUUCCCAGAUACCGCGCCGAGCACCAGCGAUGGGUGUACUGGAAUAUGGAGGCACCCCCCAACAGCCGUCCCGAGCAAAUGGUGAGACUCAGGGGCGUCUUCAACUGGACGUACACCUACCGCCGCGACUCGGACGUGCCGCAUC
This is a messenger RNA of Dermacentor silvarum, 1686 nucleotides long. Its product is annotated as glucoside xylosyltransferase 1-like. The coding region runs from base 142 to 1488 and encodes 448 amino acids. Gene Ontology annotation, molecular function: UDP-xylosyltransferase activity. The record is from RefSeq and is a predicted model, not a curated record. Gene Ontology annotation, biological process: protein O-linked glycosylation via N-acetylgalactosamine. The transcript is spliced from 8 exons. NCBI's taxonomy places the organism in Eukaryota, Metazoa, Arthropoda, Arachnida, Ixodida, Ixodidae.